GGGACAGAGGCAGCGGCCCAGGGCUGUGCCCGCCGAGCGCCCUGCGCUGUCCGCCCGGAGAAGCGGCGAGCGCUGCUCUCUGAGCCGGCCCCGGUGGGCUGAUAGCGGCGAUCAGCGGCAUGGAGGGGGGCUGUGGCGCCCCAUGAGCUGUACGCAGCCCCCCGAGAUGCACCGGCCGACGUGCUGAGUUGUCCUAGAAUUGCGGCUGGAGUGUGGAGAGUACCCUCCGCCGGCAGCGAUUUAGCAGGGGUUUGGAGAUGAGCUAACCAUGUAUUUAAAUUCAUCUACACUUUUAAAUGAAGAAAAGGCUCAAGGAGCACAAAGAACUACUGAGUGUUUGGAAAGCCUACUGCAGACUCCAUCAUCGAUUCAAGAUAAUCCACUUCAACAAUUACAGUUAGCAUCCCAGGAAGUACUGGAAAAGGCAAAAAAGAGUGGGAGAUCAAAAUGCCCCCGAUGCAAUAGUUCAAGGAUGUUUUAUUGUUAUAUAUGCUUUGUUCCUGUUGAAACUGUCCCUACCAAAGAAAUUCCAACUGUGAAAUUACCUUUGAAGAUUGACAUUAUUAAACACCCAAACGAAACCGAUGGCAAAAGCACUGCUGUGCAUGCUAAGCUCCUGGCACCUGAUGAUGUUACAAUUUAUAAAUACCCUUGCAUUCCAGAGUAUGAAGAGAAGAGACACGAAAUAGCACUUAUAUUUCCUGGCCCCAAUUCAGUUUCAGUAAAAGAUAUUGCUUUCCAUCUCCAAAAGUACACCAAGAAAGGUGUCUGUUCUAGUGACGAUGACUGUUCCAGAGAGCCAGUUCUUAAACAAGCAAAAAUAGAAGCAGAAAAAAAUCCAAAUGAAUGCAUCUCAAGCAGCAGGAGUGAAGGCACCGGACUGAAGAAAAUAAUAUUUAUUGACAGUACCUGGAAUCAGACUAACAAGAUAAUAACUGAUGAACGACUUCAAGGGUUACUGCAAAUUGAGUUGAAGACAAGGAAAACUUGCUUUUGGCGUCAUCAGAAGGGAAAACCAGAUACAUACCUUUCCACAAUAGAAGCAAUUUAUUAUUUCCUUGUGGACUAUCAUCAGGAGAUUUUGAAGGAGAGCUACAAAGGACAAUAUGAUAAUCUGCUUUUUUUCUUUUCAUUUAUGUAUACAUUGAUUAAAGAUGCCAAGUGUUGUGCAGGAAAAGAGUAAGGUGUCUGGUGGUGCAUGACACUACUUUUUUUUCUAAUAAUAAACUACACAAACAGAACUAGGAUUUUUUUUUUUUUUGGAAAUAGACUGUACUCUAAAUAAUGUCCAGAAGUGAGCUGCAGACCUCCUCCUGCACACUUGAGGUUGUAGAACUGCUCACAUGAGCACUCUUAUUAGAGUUACUUAUUUGAAAACAGUUACAUUUUCCUAAAUAUUGCUGUACUUCAAUCUACAGGCCUGAUGUGCUCAGUGUGAUGAGCACAUUUCCUGAGAUGGGAGUGGAGGACCUGACCCCUGUUCCCGUAAGGAGUGAUCUCUUUUAACUGUAAGAAGGAAUUAGCAUGCUGGCUUUUCAUUGUUACUAAUACUUAUGUCAGAUGUUUUCUUUGUGAUUUACACAGCAAUACUGAUUUUGCCUUCGUGGCAUCAAAGGCUUACUGAAUGAGCAGAUGGGGUUUAGUUGCCAGGGAGAGUGGCAGCAAUAGAGAAUGAAGGAGCACAUUAAUUCAAUAUGAAUUAUAUAAUUUCAAGUUUAAUUCUGGAAAACUCUUCUAGUAUUAAAAAAAGUGGUCUCUUUAAACACUGUUAUACAAUGUAUGAUUUCUGUAGUACCAUUCAUGUACUCUUAUAUUAGGAUUAUUCUCAACUUCUUGGGUAAUUUUAGACUUCUUCAAACAAAUUUAGUUACAUGUUUAUUACUGUUACAUAUUAUCAUUAUUUGGGGGAGCACUAACCUAACAAAUGUCACUAUGGCAUAUUGUAGGCACCACAAAUGGUGGUUCUGACCACAAUACUUGUGACAAGGCUUCCUUAAACUAGGCAGGCUGUGAAUCUGCUUUGUUUUUCCUUUUGCAGUGAUGGGGCAGAUUAGAGACUUGGUGCUGAUGGGAGCUUUGUCAUAGCUGUAGUGCUGCUGUCAGACUCAUCAUGUGUGAAUGUAGUUUUGCCAGGCUACACCAGCUCAGCCAGUGCUGGCAGAGGUAAUAGGCCUGAGCUUUAGAGCAGAGGUACAUGAAUGUAUUUUAGAUUAUACAUUGAUAAAAGUUAUAUUCCUAAGGUAGAAAAAAUGUUUCAUUAGAGGUAUAAUAUAAGAUUGAUAAAUAUUUCUGAAUAUUCUUAGAAAUGUGUUACUUAAGAUAAAAUAUAUCUUGUCAAAGUGACAGACUGAAAAAUUACAAUAGAUUAUUUUUUAAACAAAACAUCCAAGCUUUUGUUCUCACUUGUAGCAUACUCUCUAGGAGGGCACUCACACACCCUGGUGAACAUAGAAAUAAUGUCUUGGAAAAUACUUCAAGAAAAUAUUUUUAUACUUACACAGCAGUCCAUACAGGCUCAAAUAGAUGGUUUGUACUGCAUUUUUAACAGUGAAAAAACCCCUGCAUUUCAAGGUGAAAUCUUAGUAUUGCUUCAAACACAAGAUACAAAUACACUCUCUUACAUCAUACCUCAUAUUGGUGCACAAGCACAUAUAAAAAUGCAUUUCAGUGGACAACAAAAAUAUAUCCCCAUUUGCAGAACAAAAUGCUGGUUAUGUUAUGAAAUUAUGAAAUGUGCAUGAACUAUAACAGCACCACAGGAAACACAGGCUUGAAGUCAGAAUGAGAAAGAUAAUUUUUAUAUCUACCUAUAUAUUGAGUUCAUAUGCCAAGCAAUGAGAAAAAUCAGCAGUCAUGUCUCAGUGCUAUUGAAACAACACUGACUACUCAUUUCGUUCUUAUUGCUAUUGAGAGGUUAUUUUGGCUUUUUAACAUGAUUAAUAUUAUUUCCUUCGGUAUGAAUUUUGAUAGUCUUUUGACAUUUCCAUCUGUUCUUGUAUUUCUUAAACAAAGAUUGUUGUAAUUUAUUUUUUUUUAAAUCACAGAAGUAUAAUAGCUCGAGCAGGAAACUUUCACCCACUUUAAACAAGCAAAAAUAAAAUUAACCCACUGACCUAAUGUUUUACAAGAACCAGAGAGAAAAAUCUGGGGGGAGAUGGGGAGUUACUUCCAAGACACAUUUCCCUGAAAACAUGUUUUUUAUUUAAGAAGCAGAGGUCAGAUAAAAGCUUGUAUAAGCUGUUCUUCGUUACUUUUGGAAAAUAGUUUCAUAAGGUGAAAAAUUGUUUCCAAAUUUAAGUUUUGUGUAUCUCACUUUAUUUGAACAAUGGGAAUUAAGAACCUUUUCCAAAAGAAAAUUAGUUUUACUUCUCAGAAAUUAAUGUACAGAAAGGAUUUUACUUCUGGCAUACUGUAUCCAGGAACUGGGUUCAGAUUCUUUUUCUUCCAGUGCAACCUCAGUGUAAUGCAAGAGUCAUUUGUUACACCAAAGGACAGAGGCACACCUAAUAUCUGUAAUUCUUUACCGUCUGUUGCUGUUCCUCUGAUAACCUUUUAUGGGGGCAGGAAGGAGGUUUUUGUCACUCCUGCUGCAAAUCUGUCCUGUCUGAGCAGUAGAUGUAGUUGCCUUUUCUCUUAUAUAUAUAAAAAUAUUUACAUCCUCUAUUUAAUUUUGAUGUUGUUAUAAGAAGCCAAACCAAGUCAUCCAUCUCACACUGAAAGCAUCUUAGUACAACUGAUACAUUUCCCCAGCUUUGAGACUAAAGAAAAAUUUUGCUGCACUAAAUGAAAGCAAUCAAGUGGUUAAUCCUUUCAAGUGCAAUUAGCAGCACUGACCUCCCUGUUCUUUAAGUUGAGGGUCAUGGGGAGGUAAAGGCCAGUUCUGGGCCUUUUCUUUCAUAUCAGAAUACCCCUUCACUAUCUCUUCUGUUUCCAAAAACAUCAGAGACCAAGAGAGAAAAACAGGCUUCUGCUUCCAUUAGCAGUAACUUAAACAGCCAUAAGUUAAAGGGGGAGGAAAAGGAAGAGCAGCUCUAUCUCCUCUCACAACAGGAGACAUCUGGCCUCCUGUGGGGAGGCCCCAGAUAACAAAGAACCUGUCAGUGCAAACCUCCACGAUGUGUUCAGAGAACCAUUUUACCUGCAGUCUGGCUCAUUCAUUUCCUGCCACUGAAGCCAUCUGCUUUUGCUUAUUGUGGGUAUUUUUGUUCUUUGUUUGGCCAGGAGCAUGAAGUGGCUGCACUUCAGCAUGCCUGUAAGCUUGGUCAGAGGGAGUAUUUAAUCCUUUUCUCAAAAUGAAUAAGAGAUGGAGCUGCUGCAAAAAACAAUUCCUUUCCUGGAAGGUAGCAGAAAUGUCAUCCAAGCCGAGGUUGAAUAAAGGGUCAUGACAGAGCAUGGGGUAAAGAUACAUUGAGAUUGAAAAGAGAUGCCAACUUGGAAUCUACAGCAUAACCUCCCAAAGCACUUGUAAUCUUACCUGAUUUAAAUCCUUUGCUACUGCUUCUUGCAAUUUUUGAGUCCAUCUGGUUUUCCACAUAGUGUUCUUCAGGCUUAACUGCAGCAUGAUACAAGGAUCUGUUCUUACCUUGCCCUUGCAGUGUGUUUCAGUACUUUGCCUGAAUGCUCUAAAACUCAGUCUACAUAAAUGAUGGUGGUUAUAGCAUGCUUGUACAAAGUGUAAUGUGAUAUGAAAAUCCAUCCUACCUACCUCUACCUUCAAAAGUGCCAAAAGAAGAUAGGAGGGAGGGAAAGUUCCUAUUAGUUUCCCAUCAUGUACUAUAACACAGUUAAUACACCCCCACAUGCCAUUAACUUGUGUCUCAGAAUAUUCUGCCUUUAACAAAAGUUAAUGGCAGUUGCAGUACAUUUCCAACAGGAAAGCUUUCUCACUAAGAUCAAAAUGUGUGGCAGUUAAACUCUUGAUCUACUGAUACCAGAAUGUGAGGUCAGCUACUAAGGUACUGAAGGACUCAUCGUAGCUCCUAAACUUAUUCCUUGUCUUGAGGGACACCAUCUUAGUAAAAUUCUAAUUCUUUAAGAAUGUUAGUUGUGACUGAUCAAACUUAGUAAUACCAACAUUAAAAGGAAGUGUUUAUAUGAAAACUCUACCAGAUUCUUCCUGUUUGCUUGUUGGGAAAGACAACACGUAGCUGCCAUUUAACGGAUUCAGAAGAGAAAUGAGAUGCUGUCGAAUUUAGAAAGUAGUCUAUCACAUAAAACUACUCAUAGAGAUGUGAUUUCUUCACUCUAGCUGCCAGAAAUAAAAUAAAAUAAUUCUGAAGUUCCAGAGUAAGAGGUGGGAACUAGUUCUCUAAUGCAAAACAGACAGCAGACUGUAUUUUCACCUCAUGGAAAGUGGAAAUUUUUGUCUAGCUUUAGCAAUACUGGUGCGGUUGCCACAUGAUUUUACUGCUGACUUCUCAGACCACUGGUGUUGCAAUAGGAUGUUUAGAAACAUACCACAGAAGAGUGAACAGAAGAGAAUGUGCUCCACCAACAUACCCCAGACUGACUCCUGCUCCUUCUCUGAUCCUGUGCACUGUGCUUCCCUUACUUGUAAAAGUAAUUUCUGCCUCUGAAUAAAGUGUCUAUCCAUGAAA
Messenger RNA from Haemorhous mexicanus (house finch), 5597 nucleotides. RefSeq names its product DTW domain containing 1 (gene DTWD1). Gene Ontology annotation, biological process: tRNA modification. The record is from RefSeq and is a predicted model, not a curated record. The transcript has 5 exons. Gene Ontology annotation, molecular function: tRNA-uridine aminocarboxypropyltransferase activity. Lineage: Eukaryota; Metazoa; Chordata; Aves; Passeriformes; Fringillidae. Bases 269 to 1183 code for a protein of 304 amino acids. Gene Ontology annotation, cellular component: nucleus.